ACCGCAAGAACUGCUGCUGGCAGAUGGGCUGAGCUCGACGUUCCCUGCACUCUCCGACCAUUUCCAGGGAUAAAAGUAGCAGAUUCCAGGACUCACAGGACUUAAAGGCGUCAACGAUAAUUUUGGUGGUCGAACUGGUGAUCGAAUUUCAGUGUUAGGCAUGAUCUUAUACGGCGAAUUCUUCAAAACGUUAGCCAUUUUCAGCUGUCUGUCGUCCCGUUCUCUUCUUGAUCUCGCGCGUUUACAACAAACCGAUCUCGAAUUUGGCGCUACAAAAUGCUCCGGUGCAAGGUGUUAUGGGAGUUUUUUUCAAGCGGGCUCUUUAAAGGAUAGCCUCAAACUAACAACUUAAUUUUGUUUGCAAAGAGAUAACUCGUUUGCUCCCCCUUUUCUCUUUUUAUACAUUGAAAGAAUUGAAUUAUUCACUCAUUUUUCAUAUAAUGAAAAACUUAUAUAGUUUUUUUCGUUCAUCUCAUGUUGUAAAAAAGCAUAUUUUUGUCAGCUUUUUAAGUCGAUCCCUGAUAAAGUAAGAUUUAGACAAAACCUGAACUUCCAUAUAUGGUAAUUGGUGUUAUCAGCUGUCUUGUCGGUACUACAAGCAAUAUUUGUUUUUGCCUGGAUUAUUUACCUUGAUUACUGUGUAAGAUAUUGAUCUUAUCUUAGACGAAAAUGAUAAAAAGUUUAAAUUUGCAGGACAUUUUUCUUGCAGUCUCGCUUGAUAUGAUUAUGAUUCCCGAUUUUCAUAAAACCGGGCGAAUCUAAAAGUAAAGGGGGGUAUUUCGGUGUAUAUAAUGGUCGCUAGAAAUGAAUUAUUCAUAUUUUGGACAUGUAUAUUUAAUGUAUGAUUUUUUUACAACUUAAUGAGGAUUUUCUUUCACCUCAGGUUUAUACCUCAUUAUUAUCAGAAGGGAUCUGAAUCAGAUAAACGUAUUUGAACCCCGGGAUUUGAACCCCUUUUAAAUGUUUUGUCCAAGAGAGCGAGAGCGCGCGAACAUGCAUGAUAUGCUACUGUACUAACUCGUACCAUAUAUGCAUGACGUACGUAAUCUAGCGCAGGCUGGAAGCUCGAAGUACGGAUCCUUCCAGCGCAGCAUGCCUGCCGCCGAGCCCUCGCUCUCGUUCGAUGUAAACAUUGCAUAGCUAUUUUUCCGCGCGUGCUUCCUAUUCACUUUGUGUACAGUUUUAUCGCCAUUUUUAAUGACGGGGGUUUCAUUGAGAGAACGCAUUUUAUAGCGUUAAAUAUCUUUCUAAUCCUUCAUAGAACGAAGGAUUUUAUCACAAUGGAGGUUACUUACACUAUAGGAGUAAGUAACCGUUUCCUUUUGGACAUGGAUACGGUGUCCGAUCCACAGGAUAUCUUUGCUGAAAAGGAACAACGAAUGAAGGAGAAGAAGGAGAAAAGCAGCAAACCCAAACAGCCAAAGCCUGCGAAGAAACCAGAACCAGCCAAAAAGGCCCCAGAACCUGAGCAAAAAUCGAGGAAAGAAGACACUAGGCCUGAAAGGAGUGAUCGCCCGGACACUGGAAGGAGAGGUGGAAGAGGGGGUCGCGGAGGCAACCAGGACAGACCCAACUACAGGAGAAACAACAACAACAGAAGGUCAGAGGGGCAAGACAGCCACCUAGAAAACCAGGAGAACCAAGCACCUUCAGAGUACAGGAGUAGCGGUGGGGACAGGCCACCCCGUGAUUUCCAAGGGGAUAGACCCCCACGUGGAGACUACCAAGGAGACAGACCGUACAGAGGCAGGGGUAGGGGCAGAGGAGGCCCUCGUGGUGGACGUGGAGGAUUCAGUGGACGAGGAGGAUCAUCUGAUUAUCGGAAGAGAGAGUUUGAUAGGCAUAGCGGAUCGGACAAGAGCAGCUCGUUCAAAGGCCAGGACAAGAGGGAAGGAAGCGGCUCCCACAACUGGGGAAAUAUCAAGGACGAUGUCAAGGAUCUGAACACUUCGAACACAAGCGAGGAAGGCAAUACGCAAGAAUGGAACCAACCUGCUGACGGUGAACAAUCGGAAAAUGCCCCAACGACUACUCCCAAGGAAGGCGAAGAGAACGAAGGUGCGCCGGAGGAUGGAGAGGAAAAGGAACCGGAAAAGGACGAGAUGACCCUGGAUGAAUACAAGGCUAUGGUCUCCAAGGAACGUGUCAAAACCGAAUUCAAUUUACGGCGAGCUGGCGAAGGUGAAGAUAACUCGCAAUGGAAACAGACCUACGUUCUCAAGAAGGAAGCGACCAAGGAUGACAGCGAAAAGCCUGAAAAUCUCUACCAAAAGGAUCACCACACCAAGCAGGAUGCCUCCGGACUGAUCAACAUCACCUUCUCUGACCAAACCCCAGGUGGGCGAGGCCGCGGUGCAAGGAGAGGUGGGCGCGGAGCGGGUGGGCGCGGAGCGGGUGGAGAACGCGGCGGAGACCGUGGCGGAGACCGUGGUGGAGACCGUGGCGGAGAUCGUGGUGGAGACCGUGGUGGUGGUCGCGGACGUGGCGGAGACCGCAUGUCACGUGGAGGCCGUGGCGGACGCGGUGGGAGAUACCGCGACGAGUCGGCCAUCGCCGUUGACAAUGAGGAGGAAUUCCCCUCCCUUUCGAAGUAAAGAGGGUGCAAGAAACGCACGGUUGGUAACAACACAAGAAGUGAAGAGAGAAUAAUGUGCUGUGUAAUUUAUUCCCUUUCGUAUAAAUAUUUUUCACCUGCAGUUAAACACAGGUGUUGUUUUUUGGAGAUCACGCUCUGUGAGGUUGCGUUAUACUACAUGUGGGGUAUAAUGGCAAUGAACAGUUGUAGGUUCCUUAUUUUGACCCAGCUGACUCCUAUCUACCCCAUGGCAAUAUGAUAGCCCUUAUUUCUUUUAUGAUGUAGCUCAAGACGGAGCUUGUAAUUACAUUUUUUUACCAUCAAAAGAGAACAUUUCUGUUGAACAUUACAGAUUAAAAAAGUAAUGUAUAUUAUCUUUUUUAUUCAUCAUCGGUCUUUUUGAAUUGUCUUCUUCCAACUGAUCUGUUUUGAGUAGCUAUGUACCAAGAUAAGAUUUGAAGCAGCAUACAGUUGCAAUGUGUGCCAUGCUAAUGUUUAGGAGAAUGCAUUAUUAUUGGACAGAAUCACGCGGAUAAAGAUUCCCCUUUUUACGUUUGAAGGUGAAAACGACAUGAAUCAGAGAAAAUAAUUGUUUAAAGAGCUUUUGUAUGGAGUUCAUAAUGCACAAUGCUUGCAUCUGAAGAAAGAUGUUUUCACUAUUUUCUAAUUUUAUGUGCGUGUCCACUCAAUGGCCGUAAGACACAUUGGCAAGGGAAUAUUGUCAUGGUACUGCGUUCGGUAUGCCAUUAUCCUUACAUGUGUGAACUUGAAUCGUAAUGAUGUACCAUGAAUUCUGCAUUAUGAUACUAGUAUUAUUUCUUUGGCUGUCAGACCAGGACACCAUCUCACAAAGAGUUGUGUUUGAUCCAAUUAAUCACAACCAUAGCAAACCAACAACUACUAACAUGUCAGUUCAGUGUCUAUAUACUAUAUACUAUAUAUGCAUUUAUCGUUGUUUCCAGAGGGAAGUUUUAUACAUUUGCUAUACAAACAUCGAUGGAUUUCAAUAGCUAGUAGAGAUCGAUUGUAUCAAUCACAACUCCAGUGUAAGAAGGGGUCAUGGGUUGUUUGUGGAAGGAAGAUAUUGUACUGUACAAAGGAAUUAAUGUUAUCAGUCAAUCUGCAAUGCAAUUCUAUUAUUUUCUGCAAGUGAGGAAAGGGAAGAAGAAAAUUUGAAUGGCCACAGAAGGGAAUGUUGAAGAUAAUGAUAAAACUCUUUAAUAUAUUGGAUGGUUAGGUUUGUGAUUGCUAACACAUGUACUGAGAAAGCGUUGGUAACGUACCUCUACCCCAAGUUCAGCAACUUCAGGUUCUUGUUUGAAGGGAAUAAUAACCUCUUUACGGCAUGGCAGUGUUUGCUUGAAUGAAUGAAUAGAAAGUGGAUAAUUACAAAAGGAAAAUAUUUGAUGCAGAAAAAGCACAGAUCAAGAAAUAGAAGACGGGGUGCCUUGGCUGCUCAAUGCAUCUUUUUGAUAACUCCUUGAAGGAGAAGCUUGGAAACAAAAUAAUUCAAUUUUCAUAAUGGAAAAAAUAUAUAUACAAUUUGUAUUUGAUGCUAAAAGUAAGCAUUUAAAAGACAUUUGAAAAAAAAAAAAUCUGUGAGAAUUGUUUAUUAAAGAAGUACUAAGAAAUUUCGAAUAGCUUUUGUAGUCUUAUUGACAUUGAUGUUGGAUGAUAGACUUGCCGACGGAUGUAAGGCACGAUAUGAAAGAUGAACUAUGAGUAUUCCAAUGAAAACAAUAAUGGUCUGCGUUGAAUUAUUGCUGCUAUAUGCCUUGUUCGUAUAACUUGAAUAAAUUUUUGUUCAAGUACACGGUUUUGAUAAUACCCAAGGGGAAGAUAUGAAUUAUGUAUAAUGCCAAUUAUCUGAGGAGAAACCUUUUGUGUACGUUUUCUCUGAAGAUAAAGUUUGUACAGAGUUAAUGUUUGACCAAUGAUUUUAGGGAGAGAUGAUGGGGUUGUCAUAGAUUAUUAAGUUUCAUUUGCAUGCCAUUUCUAGUAUCAUCCAUGUACAUUUUUUACAUCAUUAAAUGACAAAUUAUUUUAAUUAGCUUGCUUGAGGCAGUUAAUCUUCUAUUCCAUUUGUUCUCAAAUUUGUCAGCUGAUUGGGAGACAACGUGUUCAAAAUAUACUUGCACUUGAUUGCAAAUAUACAGUUAAUGCCACAUAUUCUUUUGCAAAUGGCAGGUUACUGCUCGGUUGCAAGUUUGCAAUCCAAUUAUAGGGGAACUAGAAUUAUUAUUGAUUUCAAUCUUUUGCCAUGCCCCCGAAGUCUCCUAUCUCACGGCUGUGUACUUUUCUUCUGCUUACUCCUAGUUAUGGUGGUAGUAAUGAUUAAUAACUUCACAUGUUUAUUUCUUGUUAAUAUGAAAUGAAUUCCAUCUAUACCUGUGUUGCAAAGUGUGUAUAAUGCUCCUUUUUGUGACAUUGUCCAUAUUCCAUGUUGGAAGAAUAUAUUUUUCAUUUGAAAGGGAAUCAGAGGCCAAGUUUGGGACUAUUUUGUUUACGUUGAUUGCAGUUUCCAACAGCAUUUUUUUUAUGAACUUGGUCAAGAGAAUUGUGCAAGCUUAGAUAUUUUACAUGUACUAUUCGAGCUGCAUGAUUUUUUUUUCUCUGUAUCCACUUGCACAUGCAAAAAAAUAUUGGAACUAAGGUGAAAAUAUCAUCUUAAAAAAUGUAGUUUUGGCUCACCUGUAUUGCUAUUUUGGAGAAGUAACCGUAAAUGGGAAAGGUUUGGCCAGUACAUGGUUCAUCACAAGAAGCUGGUGCUUAGGAAACAGAAGUUAAUGCACUAUAAGACAACCACAACAAAAAUUAACUUGGCAACUUUUGUUUUGUAAACCCUUUACUCCACCAAAAGAUCCAUCAUCAUCCCCUUUAACGCACAUCUGCACCUCAUGUCUGAUAGAUUUGUUAUUCUUGUCAUACAAGAGUAUAAUUGCAAUAUGAUAAAGCAAGGUUUGAAUUAUUUCAUGUUGAUAAAUGAUUAUUAGGUGAUCUCAUAUUCCAACCAUUAUUAUAUUAUUUACCCUGUGUGUAUUUCAUAAAGCUGUUUGUAAGUCACAAAUGACUGGUAAUCCUUUCUUGGGAGCUAAAUACAUACUAGUUACAAUUUAGUGUAUAUCAUAACGCACAAGAAAGGAUCACCAGUAAUUGGUAAGCUGUGCGUAACUAACAAGCACCUUUAUGAAAAGGCCUCCAAGAGGGGUAUUACUGCUUGGGCUACCACAUCUGUUCCUGUCAUGUUUAUGAAUUUAUAUAUGUGAGUGUGAAUCUCAGAGCUGCCAGCUAUUAAAAAAAAGGUCAUAAUAUAUACGAUUUUCAUGUCAAAUUACACCAUUACGCUUCUGAGGUAGAAUAGGUAUAUGCAUUUAAUACCCGCGUAGUAAUGCAUUACACAGUGACAACAUGUACUUGCCUGACUAGGCAAGCUAGUGCUUCACAAUUGUUAUGUAACACCCUGGAUUAAUAUACCUGACAACCAUCCUGUAGGGUUGGCAUUCAUGCGCAUUGUGCAUGUUAUACAUUACCUCUUCUCAGAAAUUUAUAAUACCGUGUGGCAGGUAUGAAUUAUAUAACUUUUAUCUCAGAAUUGUGACUUUUGAGCUCCUAGGUUACUUCUUUUUACUUUGUCUUUUAAAUGUUGGCAGCUCUGGAAUCUGUUUAAAUUAAUGAUUCUUGCAAAGUGUGAAUCUUUGCUAUUUGAAUUUGUUAGUAGCCAAGCUUUUUUAUAUUCUUGAGAUUUUCCCUUUUUUUUUAAUGAGUUCUUUGUAUUCUUUUCAUCGAUAAAUCUCAUAACUAUCCUUUCCCCGUUUAGUACGAGGAAGACUCUAAAUCACCUAGACGAGGGUGGUGUGAGUGACUGUCAGAAGGAUAUGGGAGCUGGAGACCGUUUCAUAAAGCUGUUCGUAAGUUAAGAGCGACUUUAACAAUGACUGGUGAUCCUUUCUUAUGGUAAAUGACGGUUCACCAUUAUGUUAAUUGGUGAUUAUUUAGCACAUAAGAAAGGUUCACCAGUCGUUCUUAAAGUCGCUCUUAACUUAAAAACAGCUUUAUGAAACACCCACCAGGAUCUAUUUAGCUGUUCUAAGUCUUCUGUUGCAUCCCAUGUAAACACCUUUUUUUUAUGACGUGUCCGCGAACCUUAAGGCCAUGUUGCGCCAAACUCGGUCUCUGUCACUGCAUUCCCAACGAUACCAAAAUGACUCGUUGAGCAGUUGCGAAAAAGGGUGUCGCAAGUAAUAUUAGGAUUGCUCAGACAUGGUGCAUAUUUGGUAUUAACGAUUACUUUGGGAUAGUAUUUCCAAAAUACUUUUUUUUUAUUCACCAUUGGAUGGGGUCGAGACUAUCUUCGUGUAGGGAUCAUUUGCGAAACCGUCCACAUGGUCAUGUGACAAAGUUAAUUCUCCCUAUGUCCUUCUGACUCCUUCACCCAACUGCCAACCAACCUGGAGAGCAUUUCAUGGAACUGAUAGUCAAUGAUUUUCACCGACAGUUGAAAGCUACUGCAAAUCCUUUGAUCUGAUUGGCUGCAAGUCAAACAGUCUGUGAAAAUCACUGAAAACUUUUCCAUGAAAUGCCAUUUAUAUGAUGCAAUUAACUAUGUCUAGCUUCCAGUUUCUCUGCAUGAGUUUUUCCACCUGUUUAUAUAUUCACAUCCCUGUAAUCAAAUGAGAUGCUCUACCGGUACACUCCCAUAACCUCUGAAAUUUUGAUAGAAGAUGACACGAUUAUACAUAAUUUUCAAGUCACUCUAAAUUGUGAAGAAAUUAUUUGUUGAGCCAAAGCACUGUAUAACAACUAUCAAGUGAAUUUUCAGUCUCGUGCUCCAGUCACACAAACGUAACGACUCCAGACCUAUCGGUAUCUAUAACGUUAUGUUGAAUGGCAUCUCAUUCAUCCAUCGGUUUGGAGUCUAUUUCGUUGGUGUGCCCAUCAGUAACUAGAUGUAUGUAUGUAGCAUUUCUACAGACAACAUUCUUCAGGGACAUUCUUUCCCUGCUUCCACAAUUGCUAUGCAAUGAGGCAAUGCUGUACUUUAUGCGUAGAACUGUUGCCUCUGCUGAAUAUUGAGAACGUAGAAAUGUACAAGGUGCAAACUAGAUGUACUUGCACUCGUGUAAGUAAUCUCUCAAUUGAUACACUAGAUUUCUCUAGUAAGUCUGGUCAUCUGUCUUUGCUUUUGCUCUCCGCAUCCUUCUAUACUAGAUGUCAUGUUUACCUGGGUGAUCGGUUGACAUUUUAGUAAGCAAAUGUAGAAAAGCAAUAUCAGCGAAAUUUUGUUGGUACUCGUGUCCGACACCAUCUUCCCCCCAAGAAAAUGUUUGAAGGACCUGAUGAAAGAUAUCAGUAGAUGGCAAUAUGUGAUAGGUUCUUGAUGAUAAUUGUUACAGUGCUCCAGCACAAUAGAGAUUGCCUGCUACCUGUGUUUGAACUGACUGUCCUUAUGUUUUUCUUCAGUAGCGCUGGUCUUGUACCAAACUACAGCACACUCACUAUGUAAUAUAUCCCUUGUUACAUAAUCCUUUUAUUGUGUUGAAAUGAAAAUCCCAACAUCUGACUUUUAUGAGAGAAAGAAAAAAAAGUAUUUACAAGAUGAGAUGAAAAAAAUAAAACUAAAACAUUUCAAAAUA
This is a messenger RNA of Lytechinus pictus (painted urchin), 8208 nucleotides long. RefSeq names its product SERPINE1 mRNA-binding protein 1-like. The transcript is spliced from 6 exons. Gene Ontology annotation, cellular component: cytoplasm; nucleus. The coding region runs from base 1281 to 2594 and encodes 437 amino acids. The record is from RefSeq and is a predicted model, not a curated record. NCBI's taxonomy places the organism in Eukaryota, Metazoa, Echinodermata, Echinoidea, Temnopleuroida, Toxopneustidae. Gene Ontology annotation, molecular function: RNA binding.